AUGGCCGCAGAAGGGAUAUACAGCGUCACCAAGGAGCCGCGGCGGCGGCUCGAUGACCCUGCGACCCACCGGGACAUCAAGGCGAUGCUGGAGAAGCAGCCGUCUGUUUCGUUGGCUGUUGCCCGCGUGAUGCACGAGCCGGCACCGCUGCGGCGCACGGCCGUGAAUGUGGAUGGCCGGGUGGAGGAGCAGGUGGUGCCUCACCCGGAAGCCCCACCCUGCUGCUGCCGUCGGGGUGGCGCAGUUGUGCAUGAGAGCUUUCCUUCAAAUUAUUAUACACGUGGUUCUUCUUUUGUCUUGUUGUUGGCGCUUGUGCCACUGUGCGGCGGUGAAUAUUUUUCCUUUUGUUUUCGCUUGGUGAGCGCAGAGGUGGUGCCUGUGGGGCGGGUGGCGCCAUGA
Messenger RNA from Trypanosoma cruzi, 399 nucleotides. RefSeq lists its product as uncharacterized. NCBI's taxonomy places the organism in Eukaryota, Euglenozoa, Kinetoplastea, Trypanosomatida, Trypanosomatidae. The record is from RefSeq and is a predicted model, not a curated record. The coding region runs from base 1 to 399 and encodes 132 amino acids. The transcript has a single exon.